Rhizophagus irregularis DAOM 181602=DAOM 197198 is the source of this 1350-nucleotide messenger RNA. RefSeq lists its product as uncharacterized. Gene Ontology annotation, molecular function: protein binding. Gene Ontology annotation, cellular component: cytoplasm. The record is from RefSeq and is a predicted model, not a curated record. NCBI's taxonomy places the organism in Eukaryota, Fungi, Glomeromycota, Glomeromycetes, Glomerales, Glomeraceae.
AUGUCUACACUAUCAAAUUCAUUAAUUAAAAAUUAUACAAAUAUUGUUGAUACUGAUGCAUUAUCUGAUAUAGAGAUAUUAGUUGGUAAAAUUCCAAAUACCGAAAUUUUUCGUUUACAUUCUUUCAUAUUAAAAGUUUGUUCUCCUUAUUUUCGUAAUUUAUUAUCAAAUGAACAACAGAUAAAAAUUGAGAAUAAUAUUAUUAGAAUUAAUAUACCAAAUAUUUCCGUAAAAAUAUUUAAAAUUAUUAUAAAGUAUAUAUACGUUAAUAAUUUUAAACCUGAAAAAUAUGAUUUUAAAACAAAUGCCGAACUUUUAAUUGCAGCUGAUGAAUUGAGUCUUAAUAAUUUAUCCAAUUUUAUUGAAAAUUAUUUAUUAAAGAAAGAAGAAUUAUUGAAACAAAACUUUGUUUUCGUUUUACAAGAUAUUACAAAUGAGUUAAACCGAUUUGUAAGAUUAUCAUAUUUUUGUAAUGAAUCUUUUCGAAAUGAUCCCUUAAUAAUUUUUAAAGCAAAAGAUUUCACUUUAAUUAAACAAGAAGUACUUAUUCGAUAUCUUGAUAUUAUUCAACAUUGUGCAAGACCAAUUGAUAUUUGGGAUAAAAUUAUAGAAUGGACCAACGCACAAUCUAAUGGAAUAUCAUCAAAUAUUACAAAAUUAAUAAUUCAACCAUUUAUUUCAUUCAUUAAUUUUAAAGAAAUAAGUCGUUUAGAUUUUUAUUUAAAAGUCAGAUCAUUUGAGAAUAUUUUUGAUGAUAAAUUAUAUAUUGAAAUAUUAGAACAUUAUAGUUUUAAUGAUUUUCAAAUAGUAAAUCAUAUAGAUUCUCAAAUUAUUAAUUUAAAAGAAGCUUCGUUUAUCGCUAAUAGAAUAAGAAUUACGAAAAGACAAAGACGAGAAGUUAUUUAUAAUUUUAAUUUACUUGUACGUGGAAGUAGAGAUGGAUUUAGCGAAAAAAUAUUUCAUGAAUAUUGUGAUGAUAAAGGACCUACAAUUACUAUCAUUCACGUUAAAAAUUCUAAUGAGAUUCUUGGAGGAUUUAAUCCAUUUAAUUGGGAAUCUUGGAAAUCCAAUAAAGGAUUUAUUGAAACUAAAGAAAGUUUUAUUUUUUCUUUAGAUAGAAAUAAUUUAGAAAAUUCUAUUUUUAGUAAGGUUGUUGAUAAUAAAAAUGCAAUAUAUAAUAGUCCAGAUUAUGGUCCAUGUUUUGGAGGUGAAAAAUCAGAUAUCGAAUUAUUUCGUAGAGAAAAAUAUGGUCGAUGUGUUAUGACAAGUUACGAAAAAGAAAUUAGACAAGAUGAAAAGUUUUUUGAAGUAGAUGAAUAUGAAGUAUUUCAAGUCAGUAAAAUAAUUUAA